Messenger RNA from Drosophila novamexicana, 2707 nucleotides. It is a transcript of the gene hoe1, whose product is annotated as P protein. The transcript is spliced from 11 exons. NCBI's taxonomy places the organism in Eukaryota, Metazoa, Arthropoda, Insecta, Diptera, Drosophilidae. Gene Ontology annotation, cellular component: membrane. The coding region runs from base 257 to 2698 and encodes 813 amino acids. The record is from RefSeq and is a predicted model, not a curated record. Gene Ontology annotation, biological process: transmembrane transport.
AAUAAUUAAUUAAUAAUAGCAACAAUAAAUGCAAACAAUAUUUGUGAUUUUAGUUAAUUAAAGCACAGGCGCAAAUUGAAUCCAAUUCGGCAGACGCACAGCUAAUUCAAUAAAUAGAAAAUCAACAUUAGCUUGGUCCAAGCGUCUGAGCAACGGCGUCAGCGUGGGUCACAGCCAGAGAUCGAUUGAAGCCAACUCGAGGCGGAGCAGCGGCGCCUCUGGCCACAAAAGACGCAGCUACGUUUGGCCCUUCAGGAUGCGAAUGAAGGUCGGCAAAUUCUGUCUGCAGCGCCAGGCGUCGGGCCAGAGCGAAAAGUUUCCACAGCCCAGCGAAGUAACAGAAGGUGCCUUACAGGUGUGGCGGGCGCUGCCCGAACGCAUACGACAGGAUCCCAGCCUAGCAUCGUUCCGGCAGGAGCACGAGCGUUUACAUGGCGAUGUGGAGCCCAUGCCCUCGGAUGACGUGCAGCAGGAGAUGGACCGGGAGGAGCACGAGCUGAAUGGCCAUACGGAAGACGCGCACGCAUUCACACAGAUUGGCAUCAAUGUGACGAACGAGGCGGGGCAGGUGCAUGUGCUGGACGGCAGGGACCUGGAGAACAACAACGAGGAUCAGCACGAGGAUAACGACGCCUACUGCAAAAGCAGCCUGAAAAAGUAUCUGAUUUGGUUCAAGAUAUCGGUGCUGUUGGUGGUCUGGUGCGUGUUCACGGCCUUUCUCAUGUCCAACAACGAGCACGUGGAUCAGUUGAGUCUCAUCAGUGUGCCCGGCAACAGCUCAACGCGAGUCUUUCCCAUAAGCACAGCCUCGCUGGAGCGCAUCGGGCUGGGCCUGCGCGGACCCUUCCGGCUGCAGGAGAACGAGCUGCAGCUGAACGCGAGCGUGCCGCUGCCCGUGCUGCAGGUGCAGGUGACACGCAGCUACCUGGAUGCCCAGGGCCAGGAGAUUUACACGGAGCAUGCCAGCGAGCUCUGGCAGCUGGACAUUGUGUACUUUGAGCUAAUCGAUGCCACCAAGGAUACGAAAAAGACGCACACCUUUGAGCUGCAGCCGGGCGAACCGACGUGGCUGGCCCAGGCGAACAGCACUCGGCUCAGCUUCGAGCUGACCAGCAGCAUCGAGGGCGAGCUGCCGCUCCAGCUGAAUGUGGACGAGUCGCCCAUCUAUAAGCGACAUGGUGUGCUCUAUGCCGCCGCCGUGCUGUGCGGCCUCUAUGUGAUGAUCAUCUGGGAGAUUGUGAAUCGCACCUUUGCCGCGAUCAUUGCCUCAACGCUAUCCGUGGGCAUAUUGGCCGCGCUCAACUCUCGACCCUCCAUGGCCACCAUCAUGGGCUGGAUUGAUGUGGAGACCCUGCUGCUGCUCUUCGGCAUGAUGAUUCUGGUGGCCAUACUCUCCGAGACGGGCGUGUUUGACUAUCUGGCCGUGUAUGCGUAUAAGAUAACCAACGGACAUGUCUGGCCGCUUAUCAAUUGCCUGUGCCUGUUCACUGCGGUGCUCUCCUCAUUUCUGGACAACGUGACAACGGUGCUACUGAUGACCCCGGUUACGAUACGCCUGUGCGAAGUCAUGUCCCUCAAUCCGGUGCCCAUACUGAUGUGCAUGGUCAUCUACUCGAACAUCGGUGGCGCUCUGACGCCCGUCGGUGAUCCGCCCAAUGUGAUCAUUGCCUCCAAUAGCUACAUAUCCAAGAAUGGCGUUAACUUUGCUGUCUUCACGCUGCACAUGCUGCCCGGCGUCCUUCUGGUCAUGGUCCAAACAUACAUACAACUACGCUUUAAGUUCCGCAACAUCAGCGAUCUGCAGUUCAAGGACUCGGCCGAGGUCGAGGAGCUGCGCCAUGAGAUACACGUGUGGAAGCGUGCAGCUGCCAGCCUUUCGGCCUACUCCAAGGACGAGGAGCUGGUGCGUCAGACCCUAAUGAAGAAAGUCAAUCGCCUUAAACGAAGCCUCAAGAAACGCAUGACAGCUGUGAUUGAACCGGCGCCCAACUACGAACAAACCCUGGCCAAUCUGCAGGCAAAGUAUCCGGUUCGCAACAAGCAGCUGCUGGUCAAGUGCACCGCCGCAUUGAUCUUUGUGAUCAGCUUAUUCUUUUUGCAUUCGGUGCCGGAACUGCAGCGUCUCUCCCUGGGCUGGACGGCCCUAUUGGGCGCCAUAUUCCUAAUAAUAUUGGCAGACAUUGAGGAUCUGGAGGCGAUAUUGGCGCGUGUCGAAUGGUCCACAUUGCUGUUCUUUGCCGCGCUCUUUAUACUAAUGGAAGCGCUGACAGAGCUGGGCCUGAUCGAAUGGAUCGGCAAUAUGACGGAGGGCAUUAUAUUGGGCGUGGGCGAGGAUCGACGUUUGAUGGUGGCCAUAUUGAUAAUACUCUGGGUAUCUGCUGUGGCAUCCGCUUUCGUGGACAAUAUUCCGCUGACCACGAUGAUGGUCAAGAUCACAAUUUCCCUGGCGCAGAAUAGCACCUUGAACCUGCCGCUGCAGCCAUUGGUCUGGGCACUCGCCUUGGGCGCCUGUCUGGGCGGCAAUGGCACAUUGAUUGGCGCCUCGGCGAAUGUGGUUUGUGCUGGAGUUGCCGAGCAACAUGGCUAUAAAUUCACAUUUCUCGAGUUUUUCAAAGUUGGUUUUCCCAUAAUGAUUGGCAGCAUAAUUGUGACAACGGGCUAUUUAUUGGUCUCGCAUUCGUUGUUCGCGUGGCAUUGAUAAAAGCCC